AAUAUGGUAAUGAAAUAGAAAGGUUUUCGUUUCGAGGAACGUAAGAGCGUAUUAAUAAAUUCCUUUGCCUAUACGACGGAGGAAAAGGUAAAGUGAGAAUCCAGAAACAAUAUGGAAAAUGGAAAUACAGUAGAAGAAGGGCCAAUUUUCUGGCACUUCGCAUUACACCAAUCGAUUUUUUCCACUUCUCCCCUCCGUCGCUCCUUCUUCAUCAAUCCCGCAAUCCCUAACUCCAAUAUAAGCUCUCCGUCGCCGUCUUUCGACUCCGGCGGCGUCGCCCUGGCUGCCGGUACAUAGCCCCUGGCUCGGAACUGCUGUACCUUCUCGCCAUGAAAAUCGUCAGGAGAGAUUACACACACAACGGCCCGGGUAGCGUCAAGAUGACGCCUGUGGAUUCAGAUGAUCUCUGGUUUGCUUACAAUCUAAUUCUUCCUGGAGAUUCUGUUAUGGCCGUUACUGUCAGGAAGGUAUUGAGGGAGAUGGCAUCCGGUAGUAGAGAUGCUGAGCGUGUGAAGCUCAAGUUGGAAGUCAGAGUUGAGGGCAUUGAGUAUGAUAAAGAAGGGGGCGUCUUACGAAUCCGGGGAAAGAAUAUCCUAGAGAAUGAACAUGUGAAGAUUGGUCAAUUCCACACUCUGGAACUUGAGCUGCAUCGGCCCUUUGUUUUGAGAAAACAAGUUUGGGAUUCAUUGGCACUGGAGGUACUCAAGCAAGCCUCAGAUCCUACAGCAAGUGCUGAUCUCGCUGUUCUUCUAAUGCAAGAAGGAUUAGCACAAAUUUUCCUAGUUGGCAGAAGUGUCACAACUUCACGUGCACGGAUAGAAACUUCAAUUCCUCGAAAGCAUGGACCUGCAAUUGCCGGUUAUGACUCGGCACUAAAUAAGUUUUUCCAGAAUGUUUUACAGGCUUUCCUGAAACAUGUUGACUUCAAUGUUGUUCGGUGUGCUGUGAUUGGAAGUCCUGGUUUCACAAAGGACCAAUUUCAUCGUUAUCUGUUGCUAGAGGCAGAGAAAAAAGAGUUGAGACCCAUUAUUGAGAAUAAGUCCAAGAUAAUCCUUGUGCACACAUCUUCUGGAUACAAGCAUAGUUUGCGAGAAGUACUUGAUGCACCAAGUGUCAUGAAUAUUAUUAAAGAUACUAAAGCAGCAGAAGAGGUUCGGGUUCUGAAGGAUUUCUAUGACAUGCUCUCAAACGAUCCCGAUCGAGCAUGCUAUGGGCCAAAACAUGUGGAGGUCGCUAAUGAUCGCCUAGCUGUGCAAACUCUUCUCUUAACAGAUGAUCUCUUCAGGAAUGCGGACGUACCAACUAGACGGAAGUAUGUAGAUCUGGUCAAGUCAGUAAAGGGUUCUGGAGGCAAAGCUCAUAUAUUUUCCACUAUGCACUCCUCAGGAGAGCAAUUGGCACAGCUGACUGGCAUUGCUGCAAUCCUCCGGUUCCCCCUACCGGACCUUGACGACAUAGAGAUGUGACCAAUAGCCUCAUUGUACCGUUUGGUUUUUGGUUUGAUUAUUUCCUGAUUUGUUAGCUGUAACGUCUGAAUAAAUUAUCCAGUUAACUCAGUUUUGUUCGAUCCAUGUUCAGUCUGUUCAACCAUACAUACUAACCUGUAGACAAGAGUGCUUAGCAUCACUUAGUUGUGGGCAUCUGUGUUAUAGUCUUACCUAAUUCUCUUCUCAACUAAACUAAAUCAGUUGUUCUUAA
Messenger RNA from Linum trigynum, 1698 nucleotides. Lineage: Eukaryota; Viridiplantae; Streptophyta; Magnoliopsida; Malpighiales; Linaceae. The record is from the annotation of a GenBank genome assembly.